GCAGAAACAGAAUGCAGCUAUCAUUGUCUCUUCUCUUCCCACUAACCUGAAGAGACACAUGGUGUUUUCUUAUUUGAGAACUUUAUUCUGAUUAUAGGUCAUACUGACUUUGUGGAACGGUUUUUCACCUGUAACAUCUGCAGAGUCAAAAUGCACUGCACACGACUUCUUCAGGCUCUCAGUCACCCCCAGCCCGCUGUAACACCAGCUGAACUGGCCAUGUGUCUGGGACUGACUCAGCGGCAGCAGUUUUAUCCAAUGCUAUCCAUGUCUCCUCUCAAACCCACAAAGCAGCCAUCUAGCUGUCCUCAGAGGGCCACCAGCCACCCGACGCAUCUCUCCACCUCUUCUUCCUCAACGCUGCCUUUGUCUCGUGCACCUUCAAAGCUGCGGAGCUGUUUACGCAGAAACGCCAGUGGUUUGAACAGGAAACGUGUGGUGUUUGCAGAUACCAAAGGACUGGCGCUCACUGCUGUCCAUUUGUUCACCCCGGACCUUUCCUCCCUAUCUCCACCCCAACCCGAAACCCAACUGUCAGCCUCACACAAACUACUGUGUCACAAAUUUCAGGUGGGAUUCCCUCAGCCCAUUACGGACUUCAAAUCCUUUCUUGCACGCCCGCAAGAGCAACACAUACAGCUGGAGAGCUGCAGCAUCUCAGAGAACAUUUUAAGCGGCAUAGUGUUUGUUUCCCACUUUAUUACAAAAAAGGCUGUGUAUUUAAGGGUGACUUUUGACUGUUGGAGGAGCUAUCAGGACAUUCCCUGCACCUUCCUGCACAAUCAGCGCUGCAACGGUUUAGAAGUAGGAGCAUAUGCCUUUGACUUUAGCAUUCCUCCCAAAGUAGAUCCUAAUGACUUUGGCUUCUCACUCUGGGCAGGACCUGCCUCUUCGCCUCACGCAGAUGACAACAGGGGACGGAAUUACAGAAUAUGCAUUAACAAAGACGAAUCCAGUGUAGGCCAAGGCAACAUUAACCGGUUUUACCCAGCACUUUCAAAGCCCCGACCACCUGCUCGGAUGCAGGCGUCUUCGUGCCGUUCUGCUGAUCUGCAGUAUUUUCAGAGGGGAUUUUCAAGCGGAUUCAGCGCAGGACAGAUGCACAACUAAAGCAAACCGGUGAACUAGAGUGCAUUCUUAACAAACCUACAAUUUAAAAUGUAAGAGCAUUAUUAUAAUAAUUAUAAAUCACUGGGUUUCUGUUCAUAAACAAUCAGAAAUGUCUGCAAUGUGUAAAUGCUUAAAACAAAGCGAAAGGUGAAAUGUGAAAAAAAUUAAAUGUGAAUAUGUUCUGUGUUAACAGUCUAUCUAAAUUAUUUUAUUGAAAAUGCUUUGCUUCCUUUGCAUUGAAAUGUUAAUGCUUUCACACAAAGAUGCAGCUUUAUGUAAACUGCAGUGAUGCGUAGUUAUGUGUAUAAAUAGGAUCCGAUCAAAGUGCCCAAGGGGAAAUCAUUCUCUGAGCGUUGUUCUAUUCAUGUGCAGUUUCUUAUCAACCUUCUCCAAGAAGGAACAAAUUAAUCACGCAGUGCAUACUCUUGGCUUACACCAACACAGAUGCUGUGUUGGUGUUGGCUCUGAGUCAAUCUUUGAGUGUGCGUCAAGCAGACCAGACAGAACAAGUCACUAAACUGAGAGAUAUUCCGGGCAGCAGUUUGAUGAGAAGGGCCUGUUCUAACCACUCCCAAAUAGUGAAAUACGAGCUGGGAAUUAUCGCUCCCUGUAUGGUAAGGUAAGAUACAAAUACCUGGUAACCAUAGCAAUGUCUCAGCCAGUACUUCACUCUUGUGUUCACAUGCAAGGGUGGAGUCAUGUUGAAAUACUGUAGCAACAGGAGCGAGAGUUUCCCUUUCUCCGCUUUUCUUGUUCCAGUUUGUGAAUCAUCGCUGCAUUCUUUAUUUCUCCCUCACUUCUUCUACCCCUCAGGGUGGCAUCAGGUGUUUGUUUCCCAGUUACUAUGUCAAUUGCUAAAGUCAUGAACUCCUGGCUUAACCUCCUAAAACCUGGUGUACACAAUGACGUACCGUAUAUGCACAUAGUCUCAAAAUGUAUUAGACAUUUAUCUGGCAGGUGACUGUUUUUGUCAUUAUAUUUGACUCUUUUUUUCCCCUUAUUUUACCUUUCAUCUCGCUGCAGGACCAGCUGGACAUAGAUUAGCCAUGUAACUGGGUUGAUUAAGCAAUAGCUGGAGUUAUCCAACAGGGGGAAAUUGAUGCAUAAAAAAAGUGAUGCACCGAAAUGAAAAUGUGUGGCCGAAACCGAAACCGAAAAUAAUAAUAAACACUUGGCCGAAUACCGAACAAUACCGAACAUGGUUCUUCGCAGUUUUUCAUUUAUUUUGCCAAUUUUUUCACCAUUGCAUAAAUCAAAUAAAUCUGAUUUAGGCAUGCUUUUAAAAGAAAAAAAUCUUUUACAAAAUUACAAGGUAGAAAACAUUUGUUGAACAUAAAAAACUGAACAUUCUUUAAUUUCCCAGCAUUUCUUAAAUAUUCCAGCAGACAUUAUACCAGCAAAGAACAAUAACUUAAAAUAAAUAAAUUAGCAAAAUACAUUUUUUGGCCAUCUUUGAGCUUACAUUAGGCUUAACUGACUGAACAUUGUAACAUAGGCCUUAAAACAAUAAAAAUGCAUUAAAGCGCUCAGGGUUUUUUAUCAUUUCAAAUGAUAAAUCAAACUUGUAGUGCUGAAAGACUUUGCAGAUGUGCCCCCUCUAGAUAUUUGAGCAGAACAUUCAUUGCAAACAGCCAUUCUUGUAUUAUUCUUUGCCACUCUAAAAUACUUCCACACUGCUGACAUGUUUGCACCGCACCACUUCACUCCAGGCUCUUCCACGUUUGAUUUCGUCAUCUAAACGCACCUGUAAUGGAUUGAUUCAUGUUGUUUUGGUAAAAUUCUUAUGUGGUUAGUUUUUGGUUGGCCAACGAUUUAUGUGGUGGGCAACAGUUACGGAGCGGCCAGUCUAUUUCCUUAUAUUACAACGCCGUUAUUAAUUGUUCGGUUUUUUCCCAACUUAUUCCACCGAACACCGAAAGUGUUUUUUUGCCAUUUUCGGACGAACAAUUUCGGUUACCGAACAAUCGGUGCAUAACUAAAAAUGUCUUUUCGUUUUUUAUUCGUUUUUUUCAUCUUUUCCAAUGCUAAAAUCCCUCAGGAAAACCACAAUCGAGACAAAGAAAUGUAACUGAAGAUGUUAGAGCAGGGGUGUCCAAAGUCGGUCCUCCAGGGCCGGUGUCCUGCAGGUUUUAGAUGUUUCCCUGCUUCAGCACACCGUGAUAAAAGUAGCUGUGUCACCAACAGAGUUGUCCAGACCUUGAUGGCAAGCUGGUGACAACCGUUAAUUUGAAUCAGGUGUGUUGAUGCAAGGAGACAUCUAAAACAUGCAGGACACCGGCCCUCAAGGACCGACUUUGGACACCCCUGUGUUAGAGUAACCCUUAGUGCAGGAAUAAUUUAUGUCAUUUAUAUAUUUGCGUUCAAUUCAUGGUGAGACCUUUAUCUAAGUUGUGCACUGAAUACAUGAUUCAUAUAUUCAAGAUUUAUCUUGGUUAGGAGUAUCUGUGUUUUUGCUGCACAUUUGUGCUCUAUGCUUUGUGAUUGGCCUGUGUUACCCUCAUUUAAGCACAUUCAGUGCCUGAACAAGACAACAAUUAUGUAUAUAUUACUGAUUUAUUAAGUGUUGUUAUAAAGUGGAAAACCAUGUUUCUGUUAUCUCUUGCAACUUGUUGUGUUUGAAA
Cololabis saira (Pacific saury) is the source of this 3731-nucleotide messenger RNA. RefSeq names its product protein phosphatase 1 regulatory subunit 3C2, duplicate a (gene ppp1r3c2a). The transcript has 3 exons. Gene Ontology annotation, molecular function: protein phosphatase 1 binding; glycogen binding. Lineage: Eukaryota; Metazoa; Chordata; Actinopteri; Beloniformes; Belonidae. The coding region runs from base 151 to 1110 and encodes 319 amino acids. The record is from RefSeq and is a predicted model, not a curated record. Gene Ontology annotation, biological process: regulation of glycogen biosynthetic process. Gene Ontology annotation, cellular component: protein phosphatase type 1 complex.